AUGGGGACACUGGGCACCCCCGGGGCUGGAGGGGGACAAGGACGCCCCCGGGGCGGGGACACCGGGCACCUCCUGGGGCUGGGGGCACGGACACCCCCGGGGUGGGGAUACUGGGACCCGCCGGGGCUGGGGACACUGGGAACCCCCCCGGGAUUGGGGACGGGGACACCGGGAACCCCCGGGGCUUGCGGGGGGAGGACAGGGCCACCCCUGGCGUGGGGACACCAGGAACCCCCCGGGGCUGGGAGAGGGAACAGGGCCACCCCCCGGGACAGGGCCACCGGGGCUGGGGGACAGGGCCACCCCCCGGGGCUGGGGCCACCGGGCACCUCCCGGGGCUGGGAGGGGGGACAGAGCCACCCCCCGGGGCUGGGGACACCGGGACCCCCCGGGACUGGGGGGGGACUGGACACACCGGGCACCCCCCAGGCCUUGCGUUCCAGUGCGAUACUGGGCCAGGCUGGACCCGGUGCUGGUCCCAGUCCCCGGGCUAUACUGGGCUAG
Messenger RNA from Nipponia nippon (crested ibis), 504 nucleotides. The record is from RefSeq and is a predicted model, not a curated record. NCBI's taxonomy places the organism in Eukaryota, Metazoa, Chordata, Aves, Pelecaniformes, Threskiornithidae.